Ceraceosorus guamensis is the source of this 2355-nucleotide messenger RNA. Its product is annotated as putative heat shock protein. Gene Ontology annotation, cellular component: cytosol; nucleus. NCBI's taxonomy places the organism in Eukaryota, Fungi, Basidiomycota, Exobasidiomycetes, Ceraceosorales, Ceraceosoraceae. Gene Ontology annotation, molecular function: ATP binding; ATP-dependent protein folding chaperone. The transcript has 3 exons. Gene Ontology annotation, biological process: protein folding. The record is from RefSeq and is a predicted model, not a curated record. Bases 1 to 2355 code for a protein of 784 amino acids.
AUGUCGGUAGUCGGUUUCGACGUGGGCAAUGCCACCUCCAAGGUUGGUGCUGCCCGAGCUCGUGGUGUCGACGUCCUCGCAAACGAGAGCAGUCAACGUUUGACUCCAUCGCUUGUCUCCUUCGGACAAAAAGCGCGUGCUUUGGGUGAAGGGGCUGCGACUAUGCAGACCUCCAACUUCAAGAACACGAUUGGCAGUCUCAAGCGUCUGGUAGGACGUACAUUUGCUUCCCUCGAGGAAGAAGAGAAGAAAUUCAUCAAUGCUGAGCUUGUAGAUGCUAAGGGCGAAGUCGGCGUCAAGGUCAGGUUUGCAAACGAGCAACGGGUCUUUUCGGCAACACAGCUACUUGCCAUGUACCUGGGCAAGCUUCGGGACCAGGCCAGCAGAGAGAUGGGCGGAUCUCUAGUCUCGGAUGUUGUCUUGUCUGUGCCUCAAUGGUUCACUGACGUGCAAAGGCGGGCCUACUUGGACGCCGCCGAGAUUGCAUCCUUGAACCCUCUCAGACUGCUCAACGACACAACCGCAACCGCUCUUGGAUACGGAAUCACCAAGACUGAUCUGCCAGAGGCUGAUGCACCCAGGCAUGUCGUCUUCGCAGACUUCGGUCACUCUAGCUACCAGGUUGCCAUCGUCGCUUUCUCAAAGGGUCAACUGACUGUCCUUGGUCAAGCUUCGGACAGGCACUUUGGCGGACGUGACAUCGACCAUGCCCUGUUGCACCACUUUGCACAGGAAUUCAAGGGCAAGUACAAGAUUGACGUCUUGUCCAACCCCAAGGCCAUCUUCCGCCUCGCAGCCGGUUGCGAGCGUCUCAAGAAAGUCCUUUCUGCCAACGCCGUCGCUCCUCUGAACGUUGAGAGCAUUAUGGAAGACAUUGACGCUGCCUCUCAGCUGAAGCGGGAGGAAUUCGAAGAGCUCAUCGCCCCCUUGUUGCAAAAGGUGCACGUGCCUCUUGAGCAGGCUUUGGCGCAAUCAGGCCUCACCAAGGACCAGAUUGACAGCGUCGAGCUGGUCGGAGGUGGAUCUCGUGUUCCUGCCCUCAAGGACCGAGUUCAGGCCUUCUUCGGCAAGCCACUGUCUUUCACGUCCAAUCAGGACGAGGCUGUGGUUCGUGGAUGCACCCUCGCCUGUGCUUCGCUCUCUCCCAUCUUCAAAGUGCGAGAAUUCACAGUGCACGACAUUGCCUCUUACCCCAUCAAGGUCACCUGGGAGAAGGCGGCGGAUGUGCCAGACGAAGACACCGAGUUGGUCGUGUUCCAACCAAGCAAUCCAAUCCCUUCCACCAAAAUCCUCACGUUCUACCGCAAGGAACCCUUUUCCCUUUCUGCGCACUACGCCAACGCCGCUAAGUUGCCCGCGGGUAUCAACCCAUGGCUCGGCGAUUUCCAAAUCAAGAAUGUCACCCCUACCGCUGAGGGCGACCAUUCCAUCGUAAAGGUCAAGGCGAGACUGAAUCUGCACGGCAUCUUGAACGUCGAGAGCGCCUACCUUGUCGAGGAAGUUGAGAAAGAAGAGGACGUCGCGGUCGAUGGAGCUGAGGGCGAAGCUCCCAAGACCGAGAAGCGCAAGGUCAAGAAGGUGCAGCGCAAGGGAGACCUCCCUGUCAUCUCUGGUCUUGCUGGCAAAGACCCAAGCUUGCUCGCUAGUCUCAAGGAGGCGGAGAACGAAAUGUACGCCAGUGACAAGCUCGUCGUCGACACUGAGGACAGGAAGAAUGCUCUGGAGGAGUAUAUCUACGACCAGCGAAGCAAGCUGGACGAGCGCUACAAGGCUUUCGUCCAGCCUCAGGAGAAGGAGCAAUUCUUGGCUGCGCUUAGCGAGCAAGAGGAGUGGCUUUACUCCGAAGAGGGAGAGGACGCGUCAAAGUCUGCUUACGUCGAGAGAUUGGAGAAGUUGCAAAAGAUUGGCGCCCCCAUUGCGUAUCGAUACACAGAGAACGAGGAGAGGCCCAAGGCUGCCUCCGCCCUGAGAGACUCGAUCAAUCUCUACAUGUCCCAAGCCACUGGCGGCGAAGAAAAGUUCAAUCAUAUUUCGGACGCCGAUAAACAGAAGGUCAUUGACAUUUGUGCAAAUGCAGACAAGUGGUUGGGAGAUCAGCUGGCCAAGCAGUCUGAGCUGCCUAAGAACGUGGAUCCCAAGAUCACCACUGCUCAGAUGGCCAAGUGGAGAGACGACGUCAUCUACACCUCGGUGCCUGUCAUGAGCAAGGUCAAGCCGCCGACUUCCAGUGCUCCCCCUCCUCCUCCUAAGCAGGAGCAACAAGCGCCCAAGGAGGGUCAACAAGCCCCCCCUGCUGAAGGCGAAGCACCUGCCGCAGAGGGCGAAGCGCCAAAGGACGAGAUGGAUGUCGACUAG